GCAAAUAAGGCAGGGUAUAUGGCGAGUGCGAGCAGCCGCAUUGUGACGUCACAAAGAGCCCCAUAGAACGUUGUAUAUAGUCACAUGGACCGGGGGGAGAAGCAGGUGUGAGCGCUCGCCCUGUACACUCUCACACUGGUCACCUAUAUCUGCACGUAGUCACCAUGGACCGGGGGGACAGGCAGACAAGGAAACCUCUUGUUGAGAAGCGGAGGAGAGCUAGGAUUAAUGAAAGUCUGCAGGAGCUUCGAGGCAUCCUUGCCGACAAUGAGUUUCAAUCAAAGAUGGAGAAUGCUGAAGUUCUUGAGCUCACAGUGAAGCGUGUUCAGCGGAUCCUUCAGACAAGAUCAGCGGACACAGACCGGUUACAGCGUGAGGCCAGUGAGCGGUUCGCCGCAGGAUACAUCCAGUGCAUGCAUGAAGUGCACACCUUUGUGUCCAGCUGUCCAGGCAUAGAUUCCGGCUUGGCUGCUGACUUGCUCAACCACCUACUGGAGUCCAUGCCCUUGAGCGAGGGAAGUCUUCAGGAUCUUGUUCUGGAUGUUCUUCUGGAUUCCCCUUCUUCCGAUCCUUCGUGCGCUCUUAGCUUGUUGGGAUCGUCCUCUGAUGACAGCUGUUCUGAUGUGGAUGAAGCUGAAAUUGGCAAAAGUGGGACAGAAACUGAGCAGGACAAUGAGAGGACCCCAGAAAUUCAGCCUCCAGCCCCUACUAUGUGGAGACCAUGGUGAUGUGAUCCUUAAUAUAAAAACGCAUAAGGACUUGUCCUGACCAGAAGACCUGGGUCAUUGGUACCAGUCCCAGAAGACAAUAGCCAGUACAUAUCACAUCAAUAUAUUUGGAUGUUCCACUCUAUAACUCUUUAUCUGUUGCAAUAUGAAGAGACUCUGUGUAUAACUGCACUGUCCCAGCGACAUGAAUGUCUGUGAGACUAAGCCUCCUCCUUUCCAGCUCUGGUGGCAAGAUCACAGUGCAGGACUACCUACGCAGGAUACGCCUCUUUGACGACUCUGUGAACCACCUUGGUGUAUGUCAUACGAUUUAUAAUGUGCAACAUGUUUAUUGUUCUUGUACAGAUACUAUUCAUUAUACUGCGCAGCAACAUUUUGUGCUAAACCUACCCCCUAGUCUCCCACUGCUGGAGAGACCAUCCGUCCAAUGUUUGAGUGUUCUAGAGCAGUGGUCUCCAAUCUGCGGACCUCCCAGAUGUUGCAAAACUACAACUCCCAGCAUGCCCGGACAGCCAUCGGCUGUCCGGGCAUGCUGGGAGUUGUAGUUUUGCAACAUCUGGAGGUCCGCAGGUUGGAGACCACUGCUCUAGAGGGAUGUGGUUACAGUCACUUUGUUCAGGAGAUGCUUUAUAGGGGUAAUAUAGGUAGUGUCCUCUCUUGCUGCGUAGGCAUAGUGGUAGUGCAUUUAACUCUAAUCCCUAGGAGGGAUGUCUAGUGUUUAGGUAACCUGAGGUUCUACCUUCAGUGAAGGAGACUAGAGGAUUGUUUGGAUACCGAUUUGAAGGGUGCUAUAGGAAACAUACUUUUUUUUUUUUUUUUGUGCAGGAGUAUGUGUAUAUUAGGAUGAUCUUGUUUUAGGUUUUUAUUUUCCUUUUUUUUUUUUUUAUUGUGUACAUAGAUGAUAUAUAUAUUAUUAUUAUUUUUUUUUAAUUUUAGGGAGCAGGUGCCUGAAUCUGUGUGGUGCACUUGAACCAAAUGGCAAAUUCAUGGUCUCCAUUGUGUGCAUUCAUCUGGCAAGCACUUAUUGUUGUUUUUCUUUAACCUUCUCACCCCACUUUAUUGUCUUCUUCUUCUUUUUAUACUAAAAAGUACUAGAGUGUUUGAGUAGUGCUUCUGUGCAUUUAAUUUUUCAUGAAUAAAUUAAUGAUCUUUUGACGGGGGGGAAAAAAACAUCAUCUUUCUGGAUUUUUUCCUUUCCUAUCUUAACACGAGCAUCUAUUGCAAAUCUUUAAAUUAAGUUGUUCACUUAUUUUUAAUAAUUUAGCAAAAGGCAAUAUAUAUUCUACAAUGAUUUAUACAUAAUAUGGCUUAAUGUGUGAGAAUAUUGUUACAUUAUGCAUUCUUUAUUGAGGAAAGUAUACAAUUAAAGAGAAUGUACACUUUG
This is a messenger RNA of Hyla sarda, 2112 nucleotides long. Its product is annotated as transcription cofactor HES-6-like. Gene Ontology annotation, molecular function: DNA-binding transcription factor activity, RNA polymerase II-specific; RNA polymerase II cis-regulatory region sequence-specific DNA binding; protein dimerization activity. The record is from RefSeq and is a predicted model, not a curated record. Lineage: Eukaryota; Metazoa; Chordata; Amphibia; Anura; Hylidae. Gene Ontology annotation, cellular component: nucleus. Gene Ontology annotation, biological process: regulation of neurogenesis; regulation of transcription by RNA polymerase II; anterior/posterior pattern specification. Bases 165 to 728 code for a protein of 187 amino acids. The transcript has 4 exons.